AUGUUAAAGGAAAAUGCAAGUGCGGUGGCAGCUGGUGGAGGAACUAUAAGCCAUGAUGUUAAUGGCGCCAACAAUAUAAAAUGUGAGGCAGUUGAUAUUAAAGAGGAAAUGAAAGAUGUUUUACCUAAAGGAAAAGAUAGUAAUGGAGGCCCAACUGCUAACACUAAAGCUUCACCAAGUACUCUCACUAAUGGCAGCAACACGGAUGCUCAAAUAAAAACUGAAGAGUUGCCACUAAAGAUAAAACAAGAGAACACUGAAAGUGCUGAAAAUAUUGGUCGAUCUCCUGCCUCGAGUGAUCUGCCUCGAACUCCCUCAACUGCUGUGGGUCCACAAACGACCCAGACGCCAACCAAUGUCUCUCAGAGUCAGUGUGCAACAUCGGGGGUAUCCCAGACACAAAUGGUCGGUGGUAAUUCAAAAGCCCUACCUUCACAAGCGAACUGUACAAAUCCCACACAGGGUCCUCUCCACCCUCAAGGAAUGCCAGGCUGUGGGCCUGGUCAGGGACCCCCCUUAGGUCAAACCCCUCCACAGUCUGCACAAGGGAUGCCCCCCUAUCCAGGUAUGAUGUCUCCAAAUCACCAACAACCACCCCAGCAACCUCCACAGUCUGGGGGUCCCAUUGAUGCACAUUUCAUGCAGCAGCACAGUCAGAUUUUUGUUUUUAAUACAAGUUUAGCUAAUCAAGCAGCAGAUUCAUAUCGCCAGGGUCAACACAAGUCUAUUUUGGCAUUUCAUAUGGACCAGCCAGGCACUAAGCAGUUUUUACAGAAAUUUCCUCCUAAAGGAGGUCCAUUUAAUCGGAACCCUGGUGGUGUCCCAAUGUUUAGCAUGAAUGUCCGGCAACCAAAUAUGUGCCGCAUAAAGAACUCUAAUAUGGCCAACAUGGGCCCAAAUCCUAAUUCAGCUGUUGCCCAGUGGGUGCAGCAGCAGAAUGCCAAUCUCCAGGAACAGGAAUAUAUGAACUUUCCAAACAACCCCAAUAACCCUAAUAUGAUGCCCCAGGGCCAAGGUGGGGGCAUGAUACCUUGGCAAGUUUCUCCUGGCCACUCCUCGCAGGGACAAAUGGGAAACAACUUUCCAGCAUUACCAGACAAUCCGGGAUUUGAUCCUGAGCCAUAUCGCAUGUGUGGUAAAGGCUAUAGAAAUUUAUUACAGAAUAAAGUUCCUGAUGAUAAGUUGACUCCUGAACAAUUGCAGAAACGGGAAGAGUCACUAGCUUCUCUGCAGAAACUACAGCUUCUUCUUUUUCCAGAAGAACUGAAACAGCAGCGAGGCUUCCCUCCUGGGGCAAAUAUGAUGCCCCCCGAAGGAAUGCAGCAACCCCCUAAUAUGUUUCCCCACAGUAUGUCACCCCAUGAAAUGUCCCCACAGUCUGCAAUGAUGCAACAACAACAACAGCAACAGCAGCAACAGGGUAUGAUGGCACAACAGCCGAUGCCCCCACAACAUAUGAUGUCACAUCAUCAGUUCAUGAUGCAGCAACAGCAGCAGCAGCAGGGUAUGCCCCCACAAUUCAGUCCACAGCCAGGAAACAUGGAGAAUAUUUCCACAGCCCAACGUGAAUGGGUACGUCUUCAACAAGAAUUUUAUGCAGAAAAACGACGAAUACAAAUGGCUCACCAAUUGAACUCUGGUAUGGAAAUACCCCCCAACUCAAUGCAUGCUUCACCACCAUCUUACUAUAGUUCGAUUUCUCAAAAACGGCAAGGGGUUGCUGGAAUGAAUGCAUCUACCUCACCUAAUAUGAAUGGCCCGAUGUUGUCACCUUCAAUACCUGGACACGGUCAUCCAGAAUCUCCUGACCCAAUGCAUUUAUUUUCUGGUCCUCGACGACCGCCAUCUUUAAGCUCCCUAGAGCAGGCUGGACUUGGUCGGAUGGGUCACGGCUUUUCUCCCUCUGGACUUCCACCAUCUGGAAACAUGGAGCCUCCUGGUGUUCAUGGACCACACCCAGGCCCGCCCAUGUCUCCAGGUGGUAUGAACUCCCAGUUUAAUAUGCCCCCAUCAGCAAAACAAAAUUCUAACCUUACUUUGCAGAGAGCUGGUAACCCUGAGCAGUUUCAGCCUGAUAUGAGUGUGGGCCCAAACUCAAAUAACAAACCCCCACCCAGCUAUGCACAGUCGACGAAAAGGAAACGUGAAGAUAUGGAAGAAAUAUACAAAAACCUUCAACCAACCCCAUCACCCCAACAACUGAAUUACCUCAAUGCGUUUGAGGGUCAGGAAUUAACGAUAACAAAGCAGCUGAAUACUGCUUAUCGGGAACCCGGGCCCCCUGGAAACCAGCCACCAAACACAUCCUCACAACAGCAGCAACAGGGGUCAGCAGGUGGACAACAGCAGCAGCAACAGCAGCAACAACAAAAUGUACCGAGCCAUCCAGGUACCCCAUCACAACAUCAGCAACCAGGUACACCUGGAUCUCAGUCACAGCAGCCCCAAGGUAUGACACAGCAGCAGCAGCAGGCUAUGCCUUCACAACAACAAUCACAGCAGCAGGGAUUACCUCCACCUCAACAACCAGGCAUGCCUCCACAUGGUAUGUCGCCACAGCAUCAACCUGGUAUACCUCCACAUGGUAUGUCUCCAGGCAUGCCUCCACAUGGUAUGUCACCACAACAUCAACCUGGCAUGCCUCCGCAUGGUAUGUCUCCAGGCAUGCCUCCACAUGGUAUGUCACCACAACAUCAACCUGGUAUGCCUCCACAUGGCAUGUCGCCACAGCAUCAGCCUGGUAUGCCUCCGCAUGGCAUGUCGCCGCAGCAUCAGCCUGGUAUGCCUCCACACGGAAUGUCGCCACAACAUCAGCCUGGUAUGCCUCCACACGGUAUGUCUCCACAGCAUCAGCCUGGUAUGCCUCCACAUGGUAUGUCUCCACAGCAUCAGCCUGGUAUGCCUCCACAUGGUAUGUCUCCAGGCAUGCCACCACACGGUAUGUCCCCACAACAUCAGCCUGGCAUGCCACCACAUGGUAUGUCUCCUCAACAUCAGGGUAUGCACCCUCAACCAGGUAUGCCUCCUCAUAGUAUUACCCAGGGUAUGCCACCACACAGUAUGAACCAGCAAGGUAUUCCUCCGCAGCAGCAAAGCAUGCAUCCUCAUGGAAUGCCUCCCCAGCAGCAGCAGCAGGCAGGGAUGCCCCCACAAAAACAAGGUAUACCACCACAGAGUAUGCCUCCAUCUCAACAACCACCACCCCAACAACAAGGCAUGCCUUCAUCACAACCACAACAACCUGCAUUACCUAAUGAAAACCAGAGCAAUAAUUUUCCUCACAGCCAGGUGAAUUCUCCGAUGCAUAUUGGACCUGGUUCAAAUAAAGGGCCGAUGUCUAAUUCAAGUCAGUCGUCCAGUGUCGGCCCUAUGUCCAGUCCAGGGCCGCUGUCAGGGCCAUCGCCAAUGUCCAGUGGUUUACGUUUGUCCCAUUAUGACCCACCUUCAAUGAGUUGUAAUUCAAACAUAUCAAGUGGGGGGACAAGUACAUCCAGCAGUGUAUGUUCGUCCACGAGCUCGUCCAAGACAAGCAACAUGACAAAUAUCACAUCAGCCAGUCUGGCGAACCUUGCAAAGGGAGUCGAACACUUGUCUCAUCAGAUGCAGCAAAACAUGAUGCAAGGUGGACCAUUCCACAGUAUACAGAUACAAGGUAAUGUUAGCAGUCAGCAGAAUUCAACAAACAAUCCACAACAAGGAUUGACAACACAAUCUAACAGCAACAACAAUAAUAUGGCUGUUUCUCAAAGUCAGUGUCACAGUCCAAUGCCUCCAGGCCAAAGUGUGCGGUCAGGCCAGGGUCCAAUGACACCAGAUUCAAUGACCCAAGGUCCAAUGCCUGGCCCUAACAACUCCUUCAUGAAUGCUAACAUGCCACCAAUGCAACAGCUUAAUAUUGAUGGACCCAGUUAUAGUCCCUCCAUGCAAGUACCGCCAGAAGCUGCCCAGAUGGGUAUGGGGCAGGUGCCUGGGCCGAGGCCACCUGGACCUCUACCGCCACAACAAGGUUGUCCUGGUCCAGUACCAACCUCUGUCAGCCAAAACCAAUCCAUGUUGCCCAAUGUUGGGCCCCAUCCAAAUCCAGGUAAACAGACAAAUGCAAAACCUGGAAAUCCUACAAACCCAAUGGUCAAUCCAAACUCUCGCAUGACCCAUUCACCAGGCUUCUCUUCCAAUUCUGUGGGCAAUGCUAACAUUCAGAUCCAAGCAAAAACACCUAACACUAUUCAGUACUUACCUGCACAGCCUGUUCAGAAUUCCCAAAAUAUGAAUGCAAAACAUCAAAGGCCUGAUUUGGACUUCAUGCAAAAACUUACCUCCCCUGGCCACACUUUAGACUGCAAACCACCACAAGCAAAAAUGCCACGUUUUGCUGGACCUUCUUUACCAGAAAUGAGGCCUGGUAUGCCUAACCAUUCAGGUGGUAUGCCACCCUCAAUGAUGAUGCAAAACCCCAAUCCAAACAUGCCAGGAAACAUGCCUGGGCCUGGUAUGGGUAGUCCUGUUCAUAUGUCCCCAAUGAAUAAUCCCAUGGGAGGUCUCCCUAGUAAUAUGGGUCCGUGUGAUAUGAUAGGUCCAGGCCCAAUGCCCAGCAUGGGGCCAAUGAAUGGUAUGAAUCCAGGUGGUGGUAAUAUGUGUGGCAGUCUUCCCCCACAUGGAAUGGAUGGAAACUUGCCCCCCCACAGUAUGCACCCUCAGUUCAACCCACAAAUGAUGGGGGGUGGACCACCAGGAAUGAUAAAUAAUGGGAUGAUGCAGAGUCAACAGAUGAUGCAAGGUCCUGGGCCUGGCCCUGGAAUGCACCCAGGCAUGCCAAUGCAAGGUAUGCCCCACCCAUCCAUGCAGCGUGGUCCACGUGUGCCUGGGCCACCUCCCAAUGGUCCACCUCAGGGUUCUGGCUCUAACCCUGUCAGUCCAGCUGGAUUCAACCAACAGUUUCAACAAUUCCAGCAACAGCUUUAUUCUCAGAACCGACCUCGUCAGAUUUCUCCAAUGGGCAAUAUGAUGCCAAGUCCUGACCAAUUUCUUUUUCUUUCCCCCAGCCUCUCCAUGUUUAUUUUUUAUUUGAUGUUUUGUCCAUCUGCUCAUUUUCUUCAAGCUACGAGCAAAGGUGAGGUUGUGGCUUGGUGGAUCAUCAGACUGUGGCAGCUGACCCCACCCCUCUCCACAGAAAAAAAAGAAACAAAAACUUUUCUCUCUCUAUCUUUCCUUCUCUGA
This is a messenger RNA of Acanthosepion pharaonis, 5217 nucleotides long. The record is from the annotation of a GenBank genome assembly. NCBI's taxonomy places the organism in Eukaryota, Metazoa, Mollusca, Cephalopoda, Sepiida, Sepiidae.